This is a messenger RNA of Polychytrium aggregatum, 1477 nucleotides long. RefSeq lists its product as uncharacterized. The coding region runs from base 53 to 1372 and encodes 439 amino acids. The transcript has 8 exons. Lineage: Eukaryota; Fungi; Chytridiomycota; Chytridiomycetes; Polychytriales. The record is from RefSeq and is a predicted model, not a curated record.
GCCUGCAUCUCGCCCAAGGCCAUCGUCGUCUGCGCCCACCGCUGUCGCCGAGAUGGCCACCAACGCCAGCAGCGGCCCCGUCAGGCGAAACACCACACUCAAAAUCCUCCAAUCGACCAAAAAUAUCGGCUUUGCAGCUGGAAUAUGCUUUCUCAUCAACGGAAUGACUGGCCCCGGCUUGGUUCAGACCACAGCCAUGUACCAGAGCGCCGGGUGGAUCCUGCCCACGUUCUGCUACAUCCUGUUUGCUGUUGUCUCGGGCAUGUCGGUGCUGUUCAUCAUGGAGGCGAUGCAGAAAAUCCCCGGCAACAAGCACUUCCAGGGCGUUGUCGAGUACGCCACGCUCUUCAACUUCUACUUUGACAAACCUCUACACAUAACGAGCCAGUUCCUGCUCUACGGCGCCCUCAUGUCGAACGCCGUCCAAUGUAUUGUCCUUGUUGCUCAGAGCAUCGACAACAUGCUCGUCGACAUUUUCAAGUUUUCUUGGGGCGUCUCUUGGUCCCUCAAGUCCAUCGUGGUUCACCAGAGCGGACAGGGCCCAUCUCCGUUCAAUGACUAUAUGAUCCUUACUCUGGGGUUGCUGGUUGUCUUGGCAUUCACGAUUCCCUUUCUUUUCUUGUCCCUCGGAGACAACAUCAAUCUGCAAUUUGUCUUUGCCAUCCUCAGUGGCGUGAUCGUCCUGGUCUGGCUUGGACUCAGUGCCAGGAUGAUUGUACUCCGGGGCUUCGAGCAGCAACUCGAGCAAAACGUGCCUCUCUUCAGCUUGUCUGGCGUCGGAAAUGUGAUGGGUCCUGUGCUGCUCAAUCUGGCUUUCACGCAAGUCGUGCCCUCCUGGGUGAAUCUGAAGCGCGCCGAUGUCAAGCCCCACACGACCAUCACCACGUCACUGUACAUCGCCACGGCCCUGUAUAUCUUGGUUGGAUUUUUCCCCGCGGUCGCCUUCAGCAAUGUCUCCGACUCGAUUAUCCCGCCGCUGACGACUCCUCAGCCUGGAUUUCCGGCCUCGGCUGUGAUCGCCAAGAUCAGCGCAUAUGCAUACACCUUGAUUAUGCUCUUGCCGGGUAUCCCCGUGUUCAUGGUUGUGCAGUACGAUAAUUUUUGCCAGAAUCAAAUCAUGGGAAAGACACUCUCUGGAUUCAUGUGCUUUGUGCUUCCGUGGAUCGCUGUCGCUGCAAUCCCGCUCCAGACAAGCGGCGUGAUCUUCGGGCUGUUCCUGAACUGGACUUCGGCCAUUUUCGUCAGUGCAGCAAACUUUAUCCUUCCGUUUCUUGUGUAUCUCCGAUGCCAUCAGUUCCGCAAGAAAUACGAAGAGUCUCGAGGUAGUUUUAGCCGUGAUGCGUGGGGUCAUCUGGCGCGAACGAUCAUCUGAAGCAUCUGACUGGGAUGUUAUCUGCGCGCGUCCUCCGAAUCGGUUGAUACCCACCAGCCUUGGAGAGAAAACACUGACUUGAAUGCGAAUCGAUCUAACUUUCUG